Molecule: messenger RNA, 2115 nt
Organism: Aspergillus homomorphus CBS 101889
Lineage: Eukaryota; Fungi; Ascomycota; Eurotiomycetes; Eurotiales; Aspergillaceae
Product: Zn(II)2Cys6 transcription factor
Exons: 4
Coding region: 1-2115 (704 amino acids)
Biological process (GO): regulation of DNA-templated transcription; DNA-templated transcription
Molecular function (GO): DNA binding; DNA-binding transcription factor activity, RNA polymerase II-specific; zinc ion binding
Source: RefSeq, a predicted model, not a curated record
AUGUCUUCAAGAGCUGGGAUAACCAAGAAGGCCUGUGAUGGAUGCAAGAUCCGGAAGAUCAGGUGCGGCGGAGGCCAGCCAUGCCAGUCCUGCUCCAAUGCGCGCAUCAAGUGCACCUAUAUCCGCGUGCAGCAGCCUCGCGGUCCUCAGAAACUGCGCGCGACCACCAAAUAUCUCAUCGAUCAAGCUCAGCGAGGUUUUGAAGUGCAGAAUGCGUUACCCUCGGCUUCAGGGAGAGGGGAAGUGCGCGAGGCCGACGACGCGAUUCCCAACCCCGCUAUAUUCGAACCCCACCACAGUUUGAGAUCUCGAAUUCCGAUCAAUAUCCUCGCCUCCCCGCUCUACAUAUACCAUGUUCGCAUGUACCAGGUCUGGCCCAUCGUCGAUGUCGAGAACGUCUUGUCCAUCUUACAGCAAGACACGGAAGAAAAGGAGCAUGAAAUGUACGCCCUCGCAACAGCCGUAGCCGCUGCCACCAUCGCUCAGUUACGGCUGGGGCAGAACUCGCCGCCGGAAAAGUCUCUCAGUGCUGAGAAUUUUGCACUGGAGAGCAUGAGGGCUAGACGGCUGUGUGACUAUCGGUCAAGACUCAAUCUGAAUAAUGUGCGCACUGCUUUCUUUCUGCACGUCUACUACGAAAACCAGCAGUCCGGAGCGAGCGAGUCGCUGCUAUAUUUGCGAGAAGCAAUCACCUUAGCACAAAUGAUGUCCUUACAUCGCGAGGCUUCGUAUGUGGGACUGCCUGCGGAGGAGCAACAACUGCGUCGUCGCGUCCUAUGGUUGCUGUUUGUCACAGAACGGGGAGUUUGCAUCCUUCACAAAUUACCCGUUAUUCUGAAGACGAAUGUCUCCACCCCAGCACUAGAUACGAGUGAUGAACCACAAGUUCUGCCCGCAUUUCUGAAAUUGCUCAACCUGUUUCGCCUGUUUGAGCAAUCCCGCAUGUUCGAGCUUAUUGAAGAGGAUCACGGCGGAAGGGACGGGGUCUCAGAUGAGGUUCAGGGCGUGGAUGCAAGGUUUCUACGAUUGCUUCAGGAGAAUCUUCAGGAUGGAUCAGUUUUGUUAGACCACAUAUCGGAUGUACAAAAAGCCGAUCUGUGCGUGACACGACAUUGGAUGCGUAUGAUUCUCUGGAAAUUCUCUUUCAAACAGGGGCUUCAAGGCUCCCAUUCGUCUCAAUGGUCGAAUUCCCCAUCAUUCCCGGUGCUAGUGGCGAAGGAGCUCCUGAAUAUAGUCUCCCAGCUCCCCAGAACGGCGAUUGAAGCUCACGGUCUCGGCAUGGAACUCAAGCUGUAUGAGAUUGCCAGCUCACUAGCAGACGCCGUAAUCAACCUAGCAAUGCUUCCCCAAGCCCCGGUCUGGGACGGGGAAAGCCGGCCCAGCAGCAUCUUAGCCCGCCUCCACUCAAUCCUCUCCACCUUCCGCGGCGGCGGAAACAAGGAACUAGUGGAUCUACUGUAUAGGAAAAUGGCGGAUGCACAGUUUCGCACUGGCCCUGCAUUGCCGCCGCCAAUUCACGAGGUCCAUUCGUUAGUUAGAGUUAAAGACAAACCGCCCACAGCCACCAGUGGUGGGGAAACCCCAGUCCCACAACUGCCUGCGUCGACGCUAGAAGACGUCUUCACGACCACAGAUCCCACAUCUACCGAUUCAGUCGCUGAUUGGUCCGCUGCGGACGACGACCCUUACCACCAAGCAGCAUUUCUAACUUCCGACCAUCACCGCACCUCAACGCGAGGAGACGGCUUGGUGCCGGACCAGAGUGGCAUUAGCGCACAGCCUCCUCUCCACUCAUUGGGAGACCUCGCGCCGUCUAGCCUGUUCGGUGCAUCCUUCUCGGCAGGCCUGGGCUAUGCUGCCGCUGCUGCCGCUGCGUGCGCUUACGACCCAUACCUGGGCAUCACAGGCACUCACUCUCCGUUGCUGCAGGAAGCGAGAGAGUCACGGCUGGACAUCUCCUCGUUGUCUCCAUCCCUGCCGUCCGAGUCUGUGGAGAUGUGGAUUGGCGAUUUCAUCUCCCAAUCUCCCAGGACCCAGGUGUCGCCGGAGAACUACUUCUGCAUGGCUAAUGAGUUAGCCGACCCAUCUCUUUCCAGUCCGAGCUUUCUAGCCUGA